AUGCUGUCGAGACUGCUACCCGUGUCACCAUCCUCCACUACACUACUACUUGGUUCUGGUUCUAAGCUUGCCAGAUGCCUAGGCCCUGCUUUGUCCCGUUGUUUUUCGGCUCAGCCGGGUGCUGCUGUUGCCAAGACUGAGGGGAAAAGUACCAUCCAAGGAACCUCUUACAAUGUGGUGAAGUUUCAACAAGAAGAUGUGAGCGAAGUUGUGAAAGAAGUGCCGCAUUUCCAAUUUUACUACAUUGGUGGCGAACACAAGGAUAACAAGUACAGGGAUGUUCCCCUUGAUAUUCCCGUGCUCACCGAGGCUCCUGUGAGUCCUCCUCAGCUCAAGAAGCCCGAGAUGAAGUUCUCCGUCCUCGAAAACGGCAUGCGUAUCGUCUCUGUAGACAAACAAGGGCUAACUUCCAACCUUGGACUUUUCGUGCAUGCCGGUUCUCGCUUCGAAACUCCGGCUGAAGAAGGUCUCUCCCAUAUGGUUGAGUGCGUGGCAUUCAGGUCUACCGCCCAUCUGUCGCAUCUGAGAACUAUCAAGACUAUUGAGGUCCUUGGUAUGAACGGUGGCUGCCAGGCGGGUCGUGAACAUAUCAUGUACAACUUGGAGCUCUUGAGAGAGUACAUGCCAGUGGCGAGUACACUCGUGGUUGGAAAUGUGCUCUUUCCUCGACUACUGCCCUGGGAGGUAAACGCAUGCCAUAAAGAGAUCAAAAAGGCACAUGAGAGACUGAAGGCUGAUACUGAUCAGUAUGUGUCGGAGUUGCUGCAUCAAACGGCAUAUCACAACAACACUCUUGGGAAUGCCUUGCUGGCUAACGAGGGGAGGGCUCUCGAGCAUUUCACCGGCGAUAACAUCAGGGAGUUUAUGAUGAAGCAUUUCUCAGCGGAGCGAAGCGUCUUUGUUGGCAUUAACGUUGACCAUGAUGAGCUCUGCAAGUGGCUGAUGAGAAGUUUCGCCGAAUAUGUUGCUAUCCCCAAUCUCCCUCGAGAGGAGGCCAAGCCUGUCUACACUGGUGGAUACAAAUUGGAAGAAAAUGCCGACAUGCCUGUAUGCAACAUUGCUAUUGGUUUCGAGACCGAGGGAUGGAAUUCGGCAGAUCUAGUGCCCGUGACGGUGCUUCAAACACUCCUUGGUGGCGGCGGAUCCUUCUCUACGGGGGGCCCGGGAAAAGGAAUGCACUCGAGACUUUACCUGAAUGUGUUGAAUCAGAAUCCUAACGUGGAGAGUUGCAUGGCAUUCAAUACUCAAUACUCAGAUUCGGGGCUGUUCGGAAUGUAUAUCACCGGGUUCGGCCAGGAGGCUCCGAGGUUGGUAGAUAUUGCUCUCAACGAGUUGCGUAAAUUGGACUCGUUUACACCGGAUGAAGUUAGUAGAGCGAAAAACACGCUGAAGGGAAAUAUAUUUAUGAACGCUGAGAAUUCAAAAGUGUUGAUGGAAGAUAUAGGGAGACAGAUUAUUAUGAGUGGAAAAGUGGUGACACCGGAGGAAUUCGCCACUCGAGUGGAUGCUGUGACCGAAGCUGAUCUGAAGAAAGUCGCUGCUAAGUUGCUAAGGAAAAACCCUACCUAUGUUGUGUACGGUGACACUAAGUCGGCCCCGCAUUAUGAGUAUGUGAGAACGGCGUUGGCGAGCUUGUCAGCGGCUAAGGGGAAAUAA
This is a messenger RNA of Perkinsus marinus ATCC 50983, 1656 nucleotides long. RefSeq lists its product as hypothetical. The record is from RefSeq and is a predicted model, not a curated record. The coding region runs from base 1 to 1656 and encodes 551 amino acids. Lineage: Eukaryota; Perkinsozoa; Perkinsida; Perkinsidae. The transcript has 14 exons. Gene Ontology annotation, molecular function: metal ion binding. Gene Ontology annotation, cellular component: mitochondrion.